CAGAGCCGAGUUGUUCUGUGCCCUAGCGCGCUUUUCACCAUAGAACCCGGCGAGUGUUUUUUUAUCAAAAUUCCAAAUAGAUUGGAUUCAAAUCCCGCGAGAACAUGGACUCCCGACGCUAAUUGUCGAACAGAAAGUUGUAUUCUUUUUACGAAAAAUGUCGUUAGGGCAGAGAGGUUCGGCGAAUCCAGCGGCCAUGCUUGCUGCUCUCAUGACCAAAAGAGAUAAGCUUCAAGACGACCUUCGCAACAUCGAAAAGCAGGUUUACGAGUUAGAGACUAAUUAUUUACAAGAUUCGAGCCAUUGCGGGCAUGUUUUGAAAGGAUUCGAAGGCUUUCUUUCUUCAUCCAAGAACACAGCAAACUUAAAGAGGUAUAGGAAGUUUCAGCCAGAAGAUAGACUGUUCUCAUUGUCAUCAGUCACUUCGCCAGCGGCUGAAGAACUUGGAGUUCGACAAGAUGAUGGAAGAUCUGAUUUUGGUCCAGGUCGGUCUAAGGGUGGAGGCUUAGCUGCCAAUGGCCAAGGGAAACCGAAGAAGGGAAGAACUGCCUCAGCAGCAAGAGAUGGCAAGAGAAUCAGGCCAUCAAGUGAACCAGAUUUUGAUGAUGAAGAUGAUCCUGAUAUGAGCUUGAGAUAACUUAAUAAGAACUUGUCAUAUAACUUUAGAUGCAAGUCUAUUCUGUAAUAAUAUAGGGGAAUUCUUGAUAUUUAGUCUAGGUAGUCCAGCAUUUAGGUGAUGCUGAAAGCAUCCUUUAGGAUGGCUAUAUUGCAUGUGUUAGAAUGUAGCGAAUCCAGAGGUGUCAUGUAUAAUGUAUGGUAUAACUUCCCUCCUUUCUGUAUCUAUUGAUUGUUUCCAUUGUAUUAUGUUCUUUACAUUGACAUUGCUUAGAGUUAUGUAAACUCUGAAAAAAAAAUCCAGUUAAGCUUCCAAGUA
Theobroma umbraticum is the source of this 934-nucleotide messenger RNA. Its product is annotated as histone acetyltransferase subunit NuA4-domain protein. The record is from RefSeq and is a predicted model, not a curated record. Gene Ontology annotation, cellular component: histone acetyltransferase complex. Lineage: Eukaryota; Viridiplantae; Streptophyta; Magnoliopsida; Malvales; Malvaceae.